Molecule: messenger RNA, 1216 nt
Organism: Tilletiopsis washingtonensis
Lineage: Eukaryota; Fungi; Basidiomycota; Exobasidiomycetes; Entylomatales
Product: mitochondrial carrier
Exons: 6
Coding region: 53-1072 (339 amino acids)
Biological process (GO): mitochondrial phosphate ion transmembrane transport
Cellular component (GO): mitochondrial inner membrane
Molecular function (GO): phosphate transmembrane transporter activity
Source: RefSeq, a predicted model, not a curated record
CCUCCAUCUCCUCUCCCUCCCUCUCACCGUCCCCCACAUCCCGUCGCCCGCCAUGGCCUUCUCCUCGCCCCUCUUCGCGCCGCUCAACAACGCCGUCGCUGCGCCGGCCGCCGACAUGCGCCGCUUCCCCAUCCGCGCACCCCUCGAGGUCGAGACGCCCCCGACCGGCGCCGCCCUCUACGCCCGCUUCGCCUUCGCCGGUGCCGUCUGCUGCGCCAUCACCCACGGUGCCCUGACGCCCGUCGAUGUCGUCAAGACGCGCAUCCAGCUUGAGCCGGAGGUGUACAACAAGGGCAUGGUCACUGGCUUCCGCCAGAUCAUCGCCAAGGAGGGCUCCGGCGCGCUCCUGACCGGCCUCGGCCCCACGGCCGCCGGUUACUUCCUGCAGGGUGCCUUCAAGUUCGGCGGUUACGAGUUCUGGAAGAAGACGAUCAUCGACCAGGUCGGCCUCGAGACGGCCACGGCCAACCGCGCCGCCGUCUACAUUGGUGCCUCGGGUAUCGCCGAGUUCUUCGCCGACAUUGCCCUGUGCCCGCUCGAGGCCACGCGCAUCCGUCUCGUCUCCACGCCCGGCUUCGCCAACGGCCUCGUUGGUGGCUUCGGCCGCAUCGCUCGGGAGGAGGGCCUCAAGGGCUUCUACUCUGGCUUCGGUCCCAUGCUCUUCAAGCAGGUGCCGUACACCAUGGCCAAGUUCGCCGUCUACGAGGUCGCCUUCGAGAAGAUCCUGUCGCUCACGGGCAAGCCGAAGGAGGAGCUGUCGGCCGGUCUCGUCACCAGCCUCAACCUGGCGUCCGGUGUGAUUGCCGGUCUCGCCGCCGCCUUCAUCUCGCAGCCCGCCGACACGCUGCUGUCGAAGAUCAACAAGUCCAAGGCCGAGCCGGGCCAGUCGACGACGUCGCGCCUCAUCGGCAUGAGCAAGCAGCUCGGCGUCAAGGGCCUCUUCGGCGGCCUGGGCCCGCGUAUGGUCAUGAUUGCCACGCUCACCGCCGGCCAGUUCGCCAUCUACGGCGACAUCAAGCGUGUGCUUGGCGCCACCAACGGUGUCGAGCUCGCCAAGACCCCCAAGGCCUAAGCGACCACCAUCUACCCACUUCGCCCAUUCCGCUCGUCGCUGCGCCGGUGCACCUUUCUGCACUGCCGGCCUCGGGCUUCAUAGACCCCUCUUCGCCUGUGACGCCCACCCUUUUCUGCUGUUGCAAACGAAACGAUCACUGCC